Molecule: messenger RNA, 13058 nt
Organism: Porites lobata
Lineage: Eukaryota; Metazoa; Cnidaria; Anthozoa; Scleractinia; Poritidae
Source: the annotation of a GenBank genome assembly
GAACAGAAGUAUUGAUUCAUUUGUUCUGAAAGAACUAGUAACAAAGCAGACCUAGACUGUGGAAAGUUAACGAGAAGGUAAGACUCGAUCAAAUCUUGUCCGCGAUUGCAGAGUAGCUCGUAGUGGAAGCGCGCCAAAGAUCAAAUUUUACAUAGUUCGUGUAAGACAACAAAUGUUUUCAUCGUUUUUUAUUGUACUUUCUGGUGGACGUGCGCUUAAUUUUCCUUGCUACGUAAAGUGCGUUAAGCUUUAGUUGAUGUUUUUGAUAUCCACAUCAGAUUUCAAAGCCGCUACGGGCGUAUUAUAUAAUUAAAUUGGAAGCAUUGUUAUGUUCAAUUACGGUAUCGAUCGAUGCAUGAAUACCGCCAUUAUGCUAAAAUAUUAGUUGAUGCAGGGCGACAAAACGCAGAUUAGUUUUCUUAUAAAGGCUUGCAUUUUAAUUUCGCUUUAAUUGCGCUGGUCUUUGUUUCCUUUGACGUUAAAUUAUCUUUUCCUCCCAAGCUUUGCGGCUUCUGAGUUCGAAUAUUGAGCGAUGGUCACGUAUUGCAGCAAUGCCUGUGUUUUAAGCUGUUGAUGUUUAAAUGAUUUAUGCCCUUUUGUAGGGGCCGAGAUUGUCAUAGGCCAGCUGAGAGGCGACAAAUUUAUUUUUAACUAGCCACUAACCUCACUAACCUGAAAAGUCUUUAGCUAGGCAAGAUUGAUCUAAGAUCCUGCUGAAAGGCACAUUCCAUGUUUUAUCCACCGUGACCCCCUUCCCCCUUUCGGAAGGCAUGAGGAUGACAGGAUUUUUACAGAUUCCGACAUGCUCCCCUCACAGGAUGCGUAGCAAGCGUUUCCGAUCGAGUUAUUGCGCGAAAGUUGGAGCGAGAGCAGAAAAAAAUAAAUGGAAAAAGGAGGAGAAUUCAUUUCCCUUUUUUGCUCUCGUCCCGACUCUCAGCUCGCACGGAACCAUUGGCCACGAACCCUCUAUAAGAUAAAAUAGUGAUUCGGGUCCCUAAUAGUAUCUGGACAACGGUGUAGGCUAUUCCAGGCAUACAUACACAACCCCACUUCGUAUUUUUCUUUGCGCAUUCCUCACUAUCUGAACUUAUAAAACAGGCUAACAUUCUUAGACCUAGGAUAGCCUGUGAGUAGGCUCACUCUUUAUUCUCAACGGCUUUGCCGGCUUGGCCGCCAAAAUUGUCCAUGAACUCGCACAAAUGAGCCGGCGAGCAGGAUAGAACUAGGGAAUCAUCGUUUUUGUGAGACUGUUAUUAUGACGUGGAGUAUUUUAAUGGAAAGGGAUUUGGUUCCUAUGUGGCCAUCAGAAAGAAAUUUUAAGACUAUUUUAAUACUAUAUCCUUACCAUUAAGUCCAUUUGAGUUGUGGACUGUGCUUUAUCUUUGAUCGCUUUGUUCACAAUGAACAUGCUUUUCAAAUGCAAAAUUUACGACUUUUUGAAUAGAUCAACUGAUUACAGAAAAACGCCCAACAUAAUGAGCGUGACAUUAACUUUGUUGUGAUGUGUUUGUUUUGUGAAAGUGGUUUUAGAAACUUUUGCAGAAAUAUAGAAAGACAGAUAGACAGCCGCUUGAGGGGUGGUUAAAUGAACGAAACUAAAAAACAAAAACUUAAAGCAUAAAGAUAAACUAAGUUGUCGAGCUAGAGUGCGAACACAGACAUAUUUCCGGUCGUCGCUUCCCUCCACCCGAAAAGUAACUUACUUUUUGAGUGGAGAGAAGCGACGACCGGAAAUACCUCUGCAUUCGCACUCUAUAUAUACUAUUCUAAAAUGCGGGACACGAAAUGAUGGUUAAACCUUGGGACGUGGAGCCGAGCUUGUGUUAUGUAGGAAACCGUGUGGCUGCUUUUUCAAAAUAUGGUUAGCCUGCCAGCAAGCUCAGUAAGUUGCGAGAAGUCAGCAGGACGCUCUUGCGCGUUCUCUCGCUGCUCGCCUUGGUUGCUACAAAUGGAGAGCUUGCUUGGGGACAAAGAUAUGGUUUGGAUUAUGGCCGGGUAUUUUACAAGCGUACCAAUCUCAUGUAACCAGGGCCUUAACGUAGGGUUCUCCGGAAGCUUAGGCGAUUGGAUCGCUGUAUCUGAAAAAAAAAAAAAUUAGUGAGGAAACGUAAAAAGUUGAACCUUCAUUAAGGACAUGAAGCGGCCACCCUCGAGGUAUCGGUAAGUGGCCGGUUAAUGGGGGUUGGCCGCCGAAUAGAGGUUUGUCAUAAAUUAGCCUAAUCUUUAACAGAGUCUGAUCACUUUACAGUAUUUUGAAACAAACACGCGACGGGCGAAGCGGCAUUACUGGUCCACAAUCCCGGGUCAACAAUCAGUUGUAACCCCUCUAUCUCGUGCGCGGCAUUUUCCGUCACCACAUUUUAAUACUAAAGCCAAACGAAGUGUAUCCAGCGCUUGAUGACCGCUUAGUAGAGUUGACAACAACUUAAGGAGAACCCUCUUCGGGAUGCCCAAAUGGUUGCCGCGGCCGCUUAAUGGGGUUGCUGCUUAAAAGAGGUUUCAUUUACAAAUCAUUUGCACAAUAAUUUCGGGUUUUCGACUGCUUUUAAAAUAGAGGGUUGCCGUUAAAUGGAGGCUCAACUGUAUAGUUUUUUUAAUGGAAAAAUUGAUCUGUUGUAUUUGUUUCUCCACACCUCUGUUCGCUAACAAGAAACUUAUGAUGUGAAGACUGAAACAGGCCGGGGUUACUUAAAGGUUCCAUCAUUAUGAGAGGAACUCUUUUCAUGGUCGCUCACUUGCGCCCUGAAACUCACUUUUCAAGGCCCCCCAAACUGAAUUUUCCCGGGGUAAACCACUGAACUCUCUCUCGCAAGGAGAGAGGGAUAACCCUCUACACGCGCGGUUUUUUAGUGUGUUCUUCGUUUGUGGUGGGUAAAGUAAGAGACAAAGCCAAAAUGUAAUCGACGACAUACGAGAAAACGUUGGAGGAGGAGGCGAGGGGCCCUGCUCCAUCGUUUUCUCGUUUGAUCUCUUCCUUUACGAAACGCGUACGAAAAACACACGAAAAAACCGCCUGUAGCUUGCGUAACAGGUUUGUUUUUUAGGUCGAAAGAAGAAAGCCUCGAGGACGCGCGAGGAGAGAUUAAAAAGGAGAGGAGGCUCCUCUGCCCUUCGCGAGUUCCCCUCGCGCAGCCUUAAAAAAAUAACCGGCGCCGCUUAAAAAUGCGUUAAGGCGCUCCAGAUAUUUUCAUUUUUUCAGUGUUAGUCCUACUUUAAAUUUUCUAGCGACCAUGAAAAACUGCGGUGAUGGAUCGAUUUUAGAUGUGGAAACUGUAUCUUUGAGAGUCAAAUAGUCACUGGGAUAUAAGACGUAAUUUGCAAACUCUCAUUAGUUUGCUUGGUUUCUUGUUGUCUACAGCAGGUGACACGGCGCUGGAAUGACUGAACUAGUGUUACAUGAGGCAGCCGUCAAUGGUGAAUGGCAGACACUAGAGAGCAUGCUGAUGAUUCACCGAAUAGAUAUUGACCACAAAGACGAAGACUUUGGCGACCGGACAGCUCUUCACUGGGCAGCUUCUAAAGGUCAGUAGACAGCAAUUCCGGACAUAAGAAUUUAGAUUUACGUAAAUGAUCUAAUACCUAGCCUCCCCCGCAGACAUUCUUAGGCGUGCGUCACGCGUUCCUUCCCCACACGAACGCCUAAGAAUGUCUGCGGGGGAGGCUAAUAGAUGCCAAGGGUGUUUAGUUACUGUUAGGGGUCCAAGAGGAGGCGACUAGUAGAAAGGAGGCAACGACGACGGCGACGGCAACGAGAACUUCAAAAAGGGAAUGUUAUUUAUUUCAACAGCGACGUUCUUGUCGCUGCGCCACCGUCUUUGUUUGCUAAAGCUUCCUAAUAUCAGCUUUAACUGGUAAAUGUAGACAGACUGUGUUAAAUGAAGUUGAACAUCAACGUGGUUAGAAAAAACGCCAGUGGAAACCUUUUCAAAGAAACAGGCUUGGAAAUCUAAACAUUUAUAGCGGAAGUCUCCCUCGCGGUGGUAAGUAGUGACUUGUAGUCACGUGACCUUACGUCCGUCCGUCCGUCCGCCUGCCCGCCCGCCCGCCCGUCCGUCUGCACCAAAGGCAUACCAAUGUAAAGUAACUCAAUCAACAGGUAUUGCAACCCAAAUGUAACUCGGGAUUUUUUUGGCGGGAAAUUUCAUGGUCACCAAUAAGGAGAAAAAGGAAAGCGGAAAUUAUUUCUUUGUCCGUGUUGUCUAUGGUACUAAGCCUAGAUUAAUUGCCAUGUCGACAAAUUUGGAAUAUAGAGAAAGAGAAAGGCAGAGACUGAAACGAGAAAGUGGGCGACAAGCUAGCGAAGCUCAACGAGAAAAAGAGCGACAGAGAGCUAGUGCGAGAGACAAAAAACAAAGGAGACGAAUUUCGUUGGAAGAACAACAUGAAUAUUUUGAAGUGGCGUUCUCGUUGCCGUCGCCUUUUAGCAUUACAGUCAACUCCCGCUAAGACGGACACCUUUGGGGACCGGGACCGGCAGUAAGUGUCCGUCUUAGAGAGAUGUCUUAUAGAGAGCCAAAUAAAGAGAGUAAAGAAAGGCAGGGACCAACUCUAGGUGUCCGUUUUAGGGAGGUGUUCGUCUUAUAGAGGUGUCCGUUGAGAGGGAGUCGACUGUAGACGAUUUUAUUUUUUCAGUAAAUUAUAAGCAUAUUAACGAGAGCUUCGAUUUUAGCCCUGGCUAAAUCUAUAUAUUAGACCCAGCUUGAUAUUCAUGAUCCAUGAUCGGUUAGACCAGCCUGAGAAGGAACUCAGGGUAGAGCUGUUCCCGCCGAGAAAUAAUUUCUGCUUGGCAGUAAGACCGCUCAAUUAAAGUACUAAAGACGCAUUGUUACAGGAUUGGCCUACUAAAAGACUAUUCCUAAGGUUCAUCACUCAGUGCCCGAGAUUGCGUUUCUUGCGGCUGAAACACUUACACGUGUUUGUAUUCCACUUCGUUACCUCAUUACGCGGCGCCACAGAGCCAGGUCUUCUUUUCCCUCCUCCUUUCCACUUCUUUUUUGCACUUUGACAAACUUUUUUGAGAAUACAAACGCCUUUAAAUUUUGAAAUGGAGUGUCUAGACAGCAAUUCUAGACCGAGAGCGGUCGUGCUUCUGUCCUCAGAGCCACGUGCAGCGUAAAAAGGUAAAAUUAUGGAAAUUAAUGGUAAAAAGGAGGAGAGAUUGGGGCGAGGAGAGAAAGAAGUACUAAUGAUCAAACGUCGAACUUUUCAUGAGACGAACCCGUCGAACUUAACUAAGUGGCGAACUAACUUGAAAAGACAAAAAAUUUGGCCACGCUGCUCGCCACCCUUGCGUGCUCUCGAUCUACUGUGACACACACACAAAAAGAGACUGCUCGCAGUGUACAGCAAUUCCUUAAUUGAAGUGUCAAUGCCAAAAAAUGUUUGAACCAUUAAAAGUGUCAACGAUUUAAAAACGAACAUCUAAUUAUAGUCACUGCUUUGACCUCCCAACUGGAAACGGAAACUCCAUUUUCUACCUGUUCAUCCGAGCAACGCGGAGGCGAAAGCGAGGGUUUUUAGAGCAAAGGCAGUACCGUCUUAUGAUCACGAGUGUUAGCUACCCAACUGUUAGCUUCAAACUAUUUAUUUUUCUUUCAGGACAGGCUAUGUGAUGGGAAGUUUCCACAAACGCUUUUCAAACUUGCUUUGCACUGAAAUAGGCACAGAAUACUAGUAGUGAGCACUUUAAAUGACUAUAGCACUCGAUCUGUUUUCAAUACGCAAGUUCCUAAUGAGGAAUUCAAGCGAAACCACUUAAGCUGUCCCAGGAGGGCGGCUACCUUAAUGACCGCGAGCUGAAAAUCAAUAUUCUUUGUUUGUUCACCCUCGAGAAACAAUACCCUCUCAGACACUUGUACAAGAACUAGAGACUCGAUGCAAUAAUUGUACAUUUUAAUAAUUUGUUCGCUACUCGUUAAGCUCACUACACUCCUACAAGAAGCUCCCGGCUAGCGUUAUUGAUCGUCGUUAAAGUUUUGCGGCCUGUUUUUUGAAGAGGUAUGACGAAUCAAGAGAAACCGGCGACUAAAGCUUUGUUUAACAACAGCCACGACUUGCUUUUACACGAAACUUGUGCACUGGGAGAUGACGGAAAACUGGAAGAGUUAGGAAGUUUUAUCCGCGGCGGAAAGAUAGAUGUUAAUUCGAGAGAUGAAGAAUGGGGUGACAGGACAGCGAUGCACUGGGCAGCUCUUAGAGGUAGAGAGUUUAGACUGAUGCCAAGUUAUUUCAAUCUGUUUCUCUAGGAGGAUUAAUUUGUCUGAAAGUUAUUUAAAGUUUUGAAGACAUAAUUACACGGAGUUUUCUUCCCCUUCAUAAUCUCAAUUUACCCUUGGCUCAAGCUGUAGAGAAGUCUGGUCCUUUUGCCAGCGGUUCACUUUGUACUGAAGGUUUUGUACUCAAAGUUUUGUCGCUGUGAGACAGUAAAAUGCCUGGUCCUAUGGGUGCGCAAUAGAUUGUAUACAAUAUACAGACCAAGACGAAAGAGUCUCAAUUUGAUUUUUCUCCUUAGUCCUUGAUUAGGUUUGACUACAUGUGAUGCAGGAUUUUUUGAGCAUCUUAGAACCUUUUCCUCGAUUCACAACAAAAAUCUAGAUUUUGCUUUGAACUCUCAAGUGGAAAGGUUGUUAACAGUGACGCCUAAAACUUCUUAAGCCGCGUCUACACGAACAACCUUUCAAUAGCCCUGACCAGGAAAAACUUGUCUUGUUUUCCAUUUACACGGACAAAUUGCAAGUUACGUUUAUACGCCCCCACGCCGUUGCGGUGGUUCCCUUAAUAACUUACCCGAUUUCAGUUCAUAACUGGCAAAAUCUUUACUCCUUUUCGGAUCAAAAUGACUCAAAACUCAUAUCGUUUGGUACGGCACAUACCUAUAUAGCUUACAUACGGGAGUACCCCCUCCCUUGGGGUGUGGGAUUAGCGCUCUAAUUACUAUGCCACUCAUGGUUCCCGAUUGGUCAACUUCAUACGUAAGGAUUAUUAGCGUUCAAUCCUGGACAUAUAGUUUUGUCCUAAUUGAACAGUCCCCCGUUUAUUUCGUGCAGUGCUGCUUAGCGGGUCUGACGUUUGUUCAAACUUCAGUUUAUUCGGGUUUCUUGACAGCCGUAUAUCGUGCGAUUAUACCUACUUCCAGGGGCUAUUCUUCAACAAAUAAAUGCCAGAGGGGCUAGCCUGCAGUGCAGGCGUAUUUUGGGCGGGCGAAAGCUGCUUGAUUAUGUUCCUACUGUUGUAACCGCCAUCUUUGUUAUGUCGGGGGAAGAUUAGGGAGAGCAAAAAUAGUAACCCUAAGGGUAGGUGCUUGGGCGAAAGAAGGAAAGAGGGGAGGGGAGAAAACACUACAAAAAGACUAUUCCUAAGGUUUUCUCUUCUCUCUUCCCGCCCUUUCCCCGCUCCUUUCGACUCACCUCAUUUUCUCCCCUCUUUUCGAGUUUAAACAUGCGCUUUCGCGAGCAAAACAUUCGCUCGCCCGAAGAAAACGCCUGCACUGCAGGCUAGAGGGGCUAAUUUACAAUUAUCCUGAGAGUCAAACUUAUAAGCGGCCCUCGGUUUUCUCAAUUUUGCUUCCCAUAUUUACUGUAAAUUUGACUUUCCUUGAGUGGACAUCUCCAUAAAGCGGACACGGUCGCCCUCUACUAGGCUUCCCCGCUGGCUAAUUGUAUUGCAUUUUACCUCUAUUAAACGGUCAGCUAGCCGUAUAACAGGGCAAUGGUUUGACACGACAGUAGACAUUCCUGAAUGGUGGUCCUUGGUUGGCAUCCACCGACAGCGCACGGUCUGCAGACCCUUGUUAUAUGACCAGAGCUUUUAUUGCAGCCAACCUCAAAGAAACCCCUCCGCUUCAGGGAGAGAAUCAAAAGGAACCUCAAAUAAAGAGAAACUCCUUUCCUCUGGAUUAGUCGUCCGGGACGUUUCCGCAGCUUACAGGCCUCUUUAGGAAGCUCGCGGUCAAUGAAUCGGUCAUUCUGUUUCAACAGUUUAUACUAGAUGGGACGCUCUGCUGUUGCUGCUAAUAAUCUAGCUACUUUGUUCAGUCCAAGCAAAUUUGCCUUUUAGUUCGAUUAAGCGUUCACUGGCUGUUUCCCAAGGGUGGCUGCUUAAUAUGAUACAGGGUUGAGUAUCCUUUCCGCUUUUUGUUUCCAGGUCAUGCUAAAUGUGUGAAACUUCUUUUGGAAUAUGGUGCUGACCCAGCCGCGCGCAUGGUAGGAGGCUGGACGCCGGCUCACUGCGCGGCAGAGACUGGACGCUUCAAUGUACUCAAAGUCUUUAUCGAGCAGAAGUCCCCUGUUAUGAUCCCGGACAACUCGGGAGACACUCCGAAAAGAGUGGCAGAAAUCUAUGGACACGCGUCUUGUGUUGAACUUCUAGAAAGGUAAAUGUUUUUAGAGAAAGGCACCAGCCUUCCAAUCUGCGGCUGUUCGCAACCGAUGAGUGCAAAUGACUAUACAGCUGUCUUGGGGCCCGUUUGUAUGAAGAAAGGUUGUUCCAGGAAAGAGGUUUACCCCCCCAGCUGAGGGAGCGCGGAAAAAGUUGACCCCUGUGCCCGAGCCAAUAGCGUUCGCGCAUGCUCUGAUUGUCUCGCCUUGACCGAGCUGACCCAGCAGAGUGAGCCAAAGUGUUUAUAUGGAGUAGCCCGCGUAGCAGGCGUCAAAAGGGGAUAGGGAGGAAGAAAAAAACGGGAAGGAGAUGGAUUAAGGAGAGAGCGUAAGGGAUGCCUGCUAUAAGAACCCCCGUUUGUUCAUUUCUGCGUCCGCAAAUUCCUGAUUGGCUGAGCCGUAAUGGGUAAUUUAUUGGUGUGUAUUCUGGCAUGUAUUAGUGAGAGACAACCAUGCAUGAUGCAGGCAUUAAGGAAAUAAGUUCUACUAGCGUAAGCUUUAGAAGAUCAAAAUUACUCCAAUCAUGUAGCAACUUCACGUUGAAACCCGAACUAGAACCAACUGUAAUAGCAUUUUUAGCAGGCAGAGAUGUUCAGGAAGUUUUGUGUACUAGAUUUGUCCAAACACUGAGCUGCGAUUCGAGGCGAUUGCGAUUCUUGCCAGACAUCUGCAAUGCAGAAAUUCACAAGAGCACCGGUUAUAAUUACUCGAAGAAUUUUAGAAGCUGGACACGCGUCUUUUCCGCAAAAACAUAUACCGUCUUAAGUGAACUUCUAAAUGGUUUGUAAAGAGAGAGCUGAAGCUUUGGUUAAAACUAUUGGCGGUUGAGCCGUUUGAUAAGUGUUUACAAUUCUCCUUUCAUUAUUCGCGUCUCAGGUAGCCUGUUCGAGGCGUUCAGAUAGUAGAGCGCGGGAGAAAAAUUCACGAAGAAAAAAAAAAACAGGGGAGACUAGAGGAGGAAAGCUCGUCCCCCGUUUUCCCGGUGUAUAACGUAAAUCGCUUCUCACUUACCGCCGCGUUCUACUAUCUGAACGCCUUGAACAGGCUACUUCUCAGGCUGGCGAGUGUUCUAUUCUUUGUGACCAUUGUGACCAUUGUGACCAGUGUGUUUUUUUUUAUUUGAUGAGGUAAGACCAAAGGUCUUGUGAAUUCACACGAAACUGAUCAUUGUUUGUCGUGUUUGCUGCGGGAGCAAGAACUGUAAAAAUGUAUUAUUUUGCUCGAUUAUGAUAUCAUUUGAAACAGGCCUGCAUUUGAAAAAAUUUCCGGUAAACAAUUCUUGGUUUUCAAGUGACGUCACAAAAAUCCAAACUCCUAAAUCGCAAGUACUUUUAAGAUUUUAUGUCCAUCUAGCAGAAGAUCUCUUAAAAAUAAACUUCUGUGCAAGUUUUCAGCGUGAUAGCUAUUUUUUGUGGCCGACUUUGUACUAAGAACGCAUUUUCCGUCUGGAAGAACUUGGGCAAACAUUUGUAGUUUGUCGGGUUAUGCGUCUCAAGUAUAAAGACGGGCACAAGACGCGUUAUGUGUCUGGACGAACUUUCCUUCGAAGUACGUCUUGAACGACGCAGUACGAAAGGUAGUUCGUCUGGAUGCAUAAUGCGUUUGUGCCUGUCUCUAUACUAGAAACGCAUAACCAGAUGAACUACAAAAUGUUUGUACAAGUUCGUGCAGGCGGAUAAUGUGUCCUUAGUAUAAAAACGGCCAAUGACAAGUAUAUUAACGAGAACUUCGCUUUUAGCCCUUGCUAAAUCUGUAUAUUACGGCAGUGUACGAAAAGUUGGCGCGCCCAGGGUAGCUGGAGUAGGCCGGUGACCCUUUUACCCGGGACAGCCUUUCUAUCUAUGACCGUGGCUUUACAGUGCUGUCGCGCCCUGCUCUGUUGGCUUAGUUGUGUUGUGCUGCUGUCUUGCAAAGCUAAUUUUCUGCUAAUUUUCUGGAAUCAGCGUUACUGCCUUGUUUGUUGAUUGCAAUUUACAACUUCGUUGCUUGAUUUUUAUUGUUAUUAUUUGAGCGGCGCCCAAAUUAAGUUUCCGGGAUCGCCAGAUUCGCUUCAUGGUUGCAAUAGGUCUGCGGGCAGUACUGGGCAUAUAAAGGUAGGUCUAGUCUACGAACGAAGAAGUAUUUGCGUUUGUCGCUUCUUGCUGUCUUAGAAGUAGAAAUACAUCUGGGCUCGCAGUUUAGGGAAAGGCGCUCCCCUAAUGUAGUUUGUCAAUGGUAGGAAACAGGUGAUUUUACGAAUUGUCUUUGUUUGUUGCAAGAGUUUUUGAGAUCGUAAAUGUGGUUCAUAAGAGACAUAAUUAAAGUUGUAUGUUGUUCUCAUUUAUUUUUCGCCAAGAUGGCAGACUUGGAUCAGUCGGUAGAGCGCAUGACUGCAGAGCGGGAGGUCGCGGGUUCGUUUUACGGGUGACCACGUAAAAUGGCGGGAGACGUAAAAAAUUGUGUCGUGGUUCAGAUGAGUAAAGAGAUUGUUUCAUCACUCUCACCACCUCUAUGUACAACAAUACGCAAUUUCAAAACAAUAAACCAGUCUAAAUUUGGAGUGAAAAGGAUAGAUUCGUGGCCCAGCUACACUGAAGCAUUCAAAAUAGCCCAUGCAGGUUCAACUUGUCUAUGCUUAGCUCCAAAAAUUUAUAUUCUUACGUUGAAAAUGGAACAUAGAAUGGAAUAACUAUUUUCCCUUAUGUCUGUUGGAGAAAGGCUGCCUGGAGGCAUAAAACAUUGAGUGAGAGCGGAGGGGAAAACGCAAAACCUCCGGCCAUCCCCUUCCCUGACAUUUUCAUUUAUUUCCUUUCACGUUUUUCUGUUUUUUUUACAUGUACUCGCCCAAUUACACGCUUUCAAAGCGUCUUGUUUGUCUUUACUCUUUAUAACGACAAGGCUGGAGCCCAGCCAGGUCUCCUCUCCUGCCUCGAGAGCUGAUAAUGGAAAAGGGAAAUGAAAAAAAGCGGAUGACUAGGAUUGACAGCCGUCGGUUGCAAAGAGACUUGUUUUUUACUAAAUUUAGUAACUUAUGGUAAUACCACUGAUCGUAAUAGGCUAUAUUCACGAUGACAACUCAGGACAAGUGGCUCAAUCUUAAUGAAGAUUUCUUAGUCAUUUUCGUCAUCGCUCGUCGUUCAAAGAAAAAAACUGAGUGUCCAACUGUCCAAACGACGUUUCAGCGCUUGGACAACAAAUUAUUUCACGAAGGUAAAAAAUGUUCAUUUUUGGCCAUUUCUUUUUCUCUUUUUUCAGUGUCGAAGAGUCGCCAGUACAGAAGCAACUUCUUAUUCGCGACAAGUUUCGCACCAAGACAAGGAAGAUUUCACGAAUAGUAGCUGAGAAAGGCCUCGAGGGUCUUCAGGAUAAGGCCAUAGAACCUGCAAGCUAAUGGUUGGUGAUUUUUUCCUCCGUCUAAAAUUUCUUAUGGUCUACUUGUUACAUUUGCUAUCAGAAUAUGUCUUUAAAAUCGUUGCAUCAGAAGCAGUCAUUCUUGGUGCUAACAGAUUUAGGGUGACCUCGCCGAGUAACUCUUGAAUUAUGUGAGGACAUGAGAACAACUCAGAAAAGCUCCGUGAGUUUGUUUGGGGAAUUGACGCUAGACAAACGCAAGCGCCACAUCAAAAGUCGCGUGUGCUGGUUAUAGAUGACUUCAUUUGACAAGGAUGCUUUUUCUUCCUGGUUAAAUGAACCGCGAUAUCUUUAUCAUCAACGUUAGUUUACAUCAAGUCUAGUCAUGGCGGUUCUUCUUGUCCAGUUCUACAGUUUAGUGGAGGCUCCUCAACUCGCUCACCAUCAGAGUCUCUUUACUUUUGUCAGAGCUAACGAUUAUAUUCUCCAUGUAUUUUGGCAUGUAUUAUCUUUUAUUAUUAAGAGGUGCUUUGCGUCGGAACAUCGUCACUUUGAAUUGCUGCGAAAGCAUGGGCCUCUGUCGACUCCUGGAGAAACAGGUAAUCGAAGCCUACGCGUGGGCAAGCGGGAAUUAGGGCACGAAAGAUAGUCCACGUCAGUAGUUGGUAUAGUCAAACCGGGGGUCCUGGUCUAAGCUAUCGUCAGUUAUCUAUGAAUGCAAGAAAUGCGUAUCUUACCAACCCUGGCGAACUUCGGUGUUGCACCGCUCAAGUUAAGCCCUGCUGGUAGCGGUUAGAAACCGGAUGGGUGAUCAGCCGCGAAUAUCUUGCUGUAGGGACCGUCCUACUUUUUUUCUCUCUUGUCUUAUUCUUUUAUUUCGCGCUUUGGUAUUCAAAGCCUCGUGAAUCUUUAUAUUAUGACAAAUUUACCGAAUUAACUGAGAUGUAAAAAUCGAAAUACCAUUGAUAAUUUACGAUUCCGCGUAGCAAGACAUGCAGUUUCGAUUGAACCGUUCCCAUGAUUCUGCUUCAUUCUUUUGCUGUAUGAAAGGAGCUCUUGACAGGAUCUUCACGUUACCGCGACUGUAAACAACGCAUCUACCCACCGAUAUAAGCCCGCAUUGGCCAAGCUCAGAGUACUUUGAUUUUCAACACAAAAGUUGUGAUUGUUUACAUCCGGAGCCCGCAUAUAAGAGCACUUCCUACGUUCAAAAGAAACGGUUGCUGCUAAAUUCAUGGCGGUUUGAAUUAGAAGUUUGCAUGAAACACUUGUAAAACACUAUUGUACCACAUUUUAAAUUAUACAUUAUCAGAGUUUUAAACUUGUCAUGACAGGAUUAGUUUUGUACAAAGG